Molecule: messenger RNA, 1665 nt
Organism: Aegilops tauschii subsp. strangulata
Lineage: Eukaryota; Viridiplantae; Streptophyta; Magnoliopsida; Poales; Poaceae
Product: elongation factor Ts, mitochondrial
Biological process (GO): mitochondrial translational elongation
Molecular function (GO): protein binding; translation elongation factor activity
Source: RefSeq, a predicted model, not a curated record
CAUCCGGAUCCAGUAAAGAAAAGGUUUUCUUUUUUCCUUUUUCUGCUCCUGGUUCAACCCCUUACGAAACCCUACCGCGCGCACCCUCCUCUCGGCUCCCAGUCUCCCACCCUCUCUGGCGUUCGGCGGCGGCGGUUGAACGGCGGCCGGCACCGGCGGAUCUGCAGUUUUCUGAAGAAUUGCGUCUGUCCGCCCUUGUUGCAGAGCAAUCCGAGAAUGGCUUGGGGUCAGGGUGCUAGAAGGCCCAUACUAGGGCUUCUGUCUCGUGCUCAACGACAAGCCGCUCGAGGGUAUACUUCUGCAACGUUCGAAACUCAUCUGUCGAGCAAUCAUUUUGCCCAAAAUGGCAUGAUUCGUAGGAGAUUUAGCUCUGAGGUGCCUGCUUCGGAGCAAAUGAAUCUUAUUAAACAACUACGCGAAAGAACGUGUGCCCCGAUCAAAGAUGUCAAAGCUUCGCUAGUCAGUUGCAACUGGGAUAUUGAGGAUGCACAAAAGGAUCUAAGGAAAAGAGGGGUGAUAUCUGCUGCCAAAAAGUCGUCAAGGACUGCUGCUGAAGGUUUGCUAGCUAUCGCACAAGAUGAGAAAAGGGCUGUUGUGGUCGAGCUAAACUGCGAGACUGACUUUGUGGCAAGAAAUGAUGUGUUCCAGUAUCUGGCUUCAUCCUUGGCAAAGAUGGCUUUGUCAGCACAGGAUCCCGGCAAAUUGGUUUUUCCUUUUGCUCCUGCAUAUUUGGAGAACAUGAGUAUUAACCUAGAUCAUCCUAAACUCAGUGGUGAAACAACUGUUCAAAAUGCUGUUACAGAAGUCGCUGCCAUGGUUGGGGAGAAUGUAAAACUCAGACGAGGUUUCAUGUUGUCCACGACUGGACAUGGUGUCGUUUCAUCUUAUCUGCAUACCUGUCCUCAGCCAGGUUUGGGCCGCAUUGCUGGAUUGAUUACAUUAGAAGCAGAAGAUAGCAGUGCUUCCCUUGAUGCUCUCAAGAGAGUUGGGUCGUCUAUCGCAAUGCAUAUUGUUGCAGCAAAACCAUUAUUCUUAUCAAAAGAAUUGGUUUCUGCUGCAGCUUUAGAAAAUGAACGUGACGUGCUCCGAACUCAGGCUGAAAGUUCAGGUAAACCCCAAAUGGCCAUAGAGAAAAUGGUGGAGGGCCGAUUGAGGAAGUAUUUUGAAGAUGUCGUGCUUUUGGAGCAAAAAUACGUUGUUAAUGAUAGCACAAACAUUAAGACUCUGCUGAAUGAUUUGUCAAAGGAGGUUGGUUCGAAAGUAACAAUUGGCAAUUUUAUCAGAAUGGAAGUUGGAGAAGGAAUUGAGAGCAGACCUGAGGAAACAGCUAAAAAAGAAGCUAUGGCUUGUGCUGCGUAAAUUGCGAGCUGAGAUGAAUCAAAUGCAUUGGUUCCUUUCUCCUGAUAAUUAACAUGGGCUCUCAUCUUUUGUCCAAGGGGAUGUUUUUUCUGCAAAUGUAUAAAUGCCCAUCAAUCAAUUAGCUAGAUGUUGGCAAACAAGUUAAAGAAACAUUGUGGUAAAUUGAAUCAAACUGAAUAAUGUACGACUGAAACGAAAGGCCACGCGUGCUGAGACCUGCAAGGCUGCAAAUGUUGGGGUUUGCUCGCUAUUUGUCUGAUUGAACUGCGGUGUGAUCGAAUAAAGAUUGCAAUAGCUCAAAGAAAA